GAAGCCUCAUUGGUCAAAACUGAAGGUGGGAGUUGUGCUCAGCUCAGUGAGCAGACGCCGUCCUAUAUAAGCCGUGGAUCCUGGUAAAGUCCUCUCAUCCACAAGAUCACUCAGCAACCAUGAGGUCUCUGGUCUUUGUUCUGCUCAUCGGAGCUGCUUUUGCCUUGGAGGACGACAAGAUCGUUGGAGGGUAUGAGUGUCAGCCAUACUCCCAGCCCCAUCAGGUGUCUCUGAACUCCGGCUACCACUUCUGUGGAGGCUCUCUGGUCAAUGAGAACUGGGUCGUGUCUGCUGCUCACUGCUACAAAUCCCGUGUGGAGGUGCGUAUGGGCGAGCACAACAUCAAGGUCACUGAGGGUACUGAGCAGUUCAUCAGCUCCUCCCGUGUCAUCCGUCACCCCAACUACAGCUCCUACAACAUCAACAACGACAUCAUGCUCAUCAAACUGAGCAAGCCUGCCACUCUCAACCAGUAUGUGAAGCCUGUGGCUCUCCCCUCCAGCUGUGCCCCUGCUGGCACCAUGUGCAAAGUCUCUGGCUGGGGCAACACCAUGAGCUCUACUGCUGACAAAAACAAGCUGCAGUGCUUGGACCUCCCUAUUCUGUCUGACAGUGACUGCAGGAACUCCUACCCUGGAAUGAUCACCAAUGCCAUGUUCUGUGCUGGAUACCUGGAGGGUGGCAAGGACUCUUGCCAGGGUGACUCUGGUGGCCCCGUUGUGUGCAACGGCGAGCUGCAGGGUGUUGUGUCCUGGGGAUACGGAUGUGCUGAGAAGGAUCACCCUGGUGUCUACGCCAAGGUCUGUCUCUUCAACGACUGGCUGGAGAGGACCAUGGCCAGCUAUUAAAUCUGAUCUUUCCAGAUUCUACCUCCAAUAUAUUUGUAGAUUUUUGAAAAAUGUUCAGACAUGCACCACCUAAGUCAAUAAAGCCUUAGACACCGAAUUCUAAA
This is a messenger RNA of Cynoglossus semilaevis (tongue sole), 952 nucleotides long. Its product is annotated as trypsin-1. Gene Ontology annotation, molecular function: serine-type endopeptidase activity. The transcript is spliced from 6 exons. The record is from RefSeq and is a predicted model, not a curated record. Gene Ontology annotation, biological process: proteolysis. NCBI's taxonomy places the organism in Eukaryota, Metazoa, Chordata, Actinopteri, Pleuronectiformes, Cynoglossidae. Bases 120 to 848 code for a protein of 242 amino acids.